AUGUCUAUAAUAUCCGCCCAAUACUUCGUCAAACAGAGCCUCUUCCGGAACCACUACACAGUGACGCUCGCCGGCGAUAGACACCUCUACCAUGUCCAGAACUCCAAGCUCACACCGGGCAAGCCCGAUUUAGCCUUCCACAAAAGUACCGAUGCCAACGGGCCCAUCGCGGGGAUUGUCAAAUUCCGACACUUCUCCAACGAUGCAGAGAUCGGCCUUGGCGACCCAAAACACGGAGCCAAGCAAGUUUUGCACAGAGAGGGAUUUCUUAAGAAAGCCCAUUGGUUCCGUGUGGCGCUUAAAGACGGUGCUCAGACUUUCACUUGGAAACGCACCCACUCUCUUGGCCGUGGGUCUGAAUGCUAUAAACUGGUGGAAGGGAGUAGUCAGGCUGUUGUGGCCAUUUUCUCUGCAGGUUCUUUAAUGAAGCGGAACGGGAAUCUUGAGAUUUAUGCACCGUUGGGUGAGGAGUUUUAUAUGAUGUGCGAUGAGACCCGGCCCUCAUGUUCCAAUUGCGCCAAGCGCCACGCAGAAUGUGAAUAUGAGUCGUCAACCUCUCUUCUCUGGGCAAAUGAAGAAGCCUCACGCUCUCGCGCCUCCGGGUCAGAAAGUGGCCAUCAGGAACUGGGGACAUCCCCCACCUCAACAGGAACCGACUCACUCGGCCUCCUCAGCCAUCUCAGCAAUGCAUCAUCAAUCCCCAGCCCAGCGCUGAACAUCCACGAUCUAGAGCUGAUGAUGCAGUGGUGCAACACAACAUACCACACGCUCUCCCGCAACGAGCACACCGAUCCUGUCUGGCGCAACAUCGUCCCAGAAGAGGCUCUCUCCCACCCUUUUCUAAUGCACGGCAUUCUCGCCGUCUCAGCUCUCCACCUCGCCAGGACAGGGCCGGACCAAUCCAAUCGAGCCUCGUAUCUCAACCGCGCAGUAGCCCACCAGAAUCAAGCGCUAGCACUGUUCCGCGAGCUCCUAGGCGAUGUCAACGAAAACAAUGCGAAAGCGAUGUUCGCCUUCGCUGGCAUAGUCGUCAUCUAUACGUUCGGGUUCCCGCAUACACCUGACGCACAAGAUGCAUGGGCCUGCGUCGACGAUCUAUACCAAGUUCUCAUCCUAACCCGGGGCGUGCAACAGGUUAUCUACGCGCCACGCGAUUAUAGGGAUUUCCUCCGAGACAGUAAUUUUGGACCCAUUCUGCAGGUGGAUGAAGUCCGCGGCGUAAUUCCCGAUGAAGCGAAUACGGCGUUGCGCAGACUAUACGAAGCCAAUGAUGCCUGUGCGGGUGCCGAUCAGGAGGUUUACCGGUUGGCCAUUGAGAAUCUCGAGGAGAUGCUUAGUUGGGUUUAUGGCGGGAUAAGGGCCAAUACGAUUGCCGGGCGCUGGGCGAUCCGCUUGCCGGGGAGAUUUAUGGAAUGUUUACGCGAGCGAGAACCCUUGGCUCUCGUCAUGUUGGCGCAUUAUGGCGUGCUUUUGACUUAUUUGCAGCAUCGUUGGUGUUUUGAUGAAUGGUGUGUGAGAGUUGCUAAGGCUGUGUGGGCGAUUUUGGAUGACCAGUGGAGACCGCUGGUGCUUUGGGCUAUGAAGGAGACUCUUGGUGUUGAUUUUCUCGAGCGGCUUUGA
This is a messenger RNA of Penicillium antarcticum, 1620 nucleotides long. Its product is annotated as Zn(II)2Cys6 transcription factor domain-containing protein. The transcript is spliced from 2 exons. Bases 1 to 1620 code for a protein of 539 amino acids. Gene Ontology annotation, molecular function: zinc ion binding; DNA-binding transcription activator activity, RNA polymerase II-specific. Gene Ontology annotation, biological process: regulation of transcription by RNA polymerase II. The record is from RefSeq and is a predicted model, not a curated record. NCBI's taxonomy places the organism in Eukaryota, Fungi, Ascomycota, Eurotiomycetes, Eurotiales, Aspergillaceae.